AUGAACAAGUUUUUAGCAGUAACACGACUUAAAACAGAUAAUGAAUCAAUUGAAACAACUACAUCUGAAAAUCAAAGUCAAGUUGAAAGAAAAAUUGAAAAAUUAUUUGAAUCAUUUUGUUCUAAAGCACAAUGUGAUCCAGAAUCUCCAGUUUUAUACAAACAAAACCACAUCAACUAUAUAAAAAAUCAUAUGUUUACACUACCAGAGAACUAUGAAUGUCUCGACUCCAGCCGACCUUGGUUAUGUUACUGGUUGUGUCAAUCACUCGCACUUUUAAACUGUAAUUUGUCAAUUUUGGAGAAAUCUAAUGUUGUUUCUUUCUUAUCAAAGUGUCAACAUGAAUCUGGCGGCUUUUGUGGUGGACCAAAUCAAAUGCCACACUUAGCUCCUACAUAUGCUGCUGUCUGUGCAUUGUGUUUAAUAGGUACAGAAGAAGCAUACGCUGUGAUCAAUCGAGAAAAUUUAUAUAAGUUUUUGGUAUCUCUUCGUUUGCCUAAUGGUUCAUUCAGAAUGCACAAACAUGGCGAAUGUGAUGUUCGUGCUGUGUAUUGUUCAGCAACUGUAGCGCGUUUAACCAACAUAUAUACAGAUGUUUUGUUUGAAUCAAGUGCUCAAUGGGUAAUCAGAUGUCAGACAUACGAAGGAGGCUUUGGUGGGGUGCCUGGGGUGGAAGCUCAUGGGGGAUAUACAUUUUGUGGAUUUUCAGCUUUAUUAUUACUUAAAUCAAUUCAUAUGUGUGACACAAAAUCACUUCUUCGGUGGGUAGCAAAUAAACAGAUGUCAUUUGAAGGUGGCUUCCAAGGGCGAACUAAUAAGCUUGUGGAUGGAUGCUAUUCUUUUUGGCAAGCUGCUAUUUUUCCAGUAAUAUCAGAACUAUUAGAAUCUGAAAAUCAACGGCCAAUGUGGUCAAUGUAUGAUUAUCAUGCUCUCCAAGAAUAUGUGCUCAUAUGUUGUCAGAAUAGAUAUAGUGGGGGCCUUAUUGACAAGCCUGGAAAACCACCUGAUGUAUACCAUACUUGUUACGUUCUUAGUGGCCUAUCUAUAGCUCAACAUGCAGUUGACAACAGUAGUUGCGUUGUUGGUAAACCGGAAAACGUUUUGAACAAAAAUAAUCCUAUUUAUAACAUUGAAGAAACUAGUCUACAGAAAGCUCUUCAAUAUUUUAGUAUGACAGAACCAAUAAAUUAUUUUUAA
This is a messenger RNA of Macrosiphum euphorbiae (potato aphid), 1197 nucleotides long. NCBI's taxonomy places the organism in Eukaryota, Metazoa, Arthropoda, Insecta, Hemiptera, Aphididae. The record is from the annotation of a GenBank genome assembly.